AUGCUGAAGCCGCUGCACAGUCUCGCCACGUCAUUGAACCUUCGGCCCGUGACGUGGCUGGACUUCGUGUAUGGAAAUUCCACCAUCUUCAACUUCCCCGCUGUCGAAGGGAAGGUGGCGCUGACCGUGGAUGACGGGCUUUGCCGCAGCGGCACAGAUCGGUCGAUGAUCCGCGAGGUGCGGCAGCUGCUGAAGGAUCACAACGCAAAGGCCACUUUCUUUCUGUGCACCAACUACGUGGAGGGCUUUGAAACGGAGGCCCGCCACUUGCUGGAUGACGGCCACGAAUUUGCGAACCACUGUCCCAGUGAUGGGGUGGACUACUACGGAAUGAACCCGCCAGAGUUCGAGGAGGAGCUGCUGAGAAGCUGCCGGGUGAUCCAGGAGAUGACGGGGGCGCCACCUCGAUGGUUCCGCGCACCACAAGGGAAGUACUCUGGGAAGAUGCAUGGCUACGUGUCAAAGCAUGGUAUGCAGCACGCUUUGGGCGACUGCUACUGCGAUGACUGGGCCAUCGAGGACUCAGACUGGGUGGCAUCAACACUUCUCUCGCAAGUGCGAGGCGGCUCAGUGAUCAUCCUUCACAUGCCAGAGCGUGGAUUCCGAGAGCACAUUUUCCGAGCCAUGGAGCUGCUGCUGCAAGGCCUUGAGCAGAGAGGCCUCGAAGUGACCACGCUUUCUCAGCUCGCAGAGGGCCGUGCGCCGCCGAGGGCAGGCGCUGCAGCACAAGGAUAUUCAGUGGUCACCCAUCAUGACUUUGGAAAUGUGGAUGGCGUGGUCUUCUCGACAAAGGAGCAGGCGAUGGCGCACUGGAAGGGUCUCUCUCUCUUCUCCGCGCACAUGCUGCUAGGCCCCGAUGGUGAAGAGCUGCGCUACUUCGGCCGCCGCGGUGGCCGUGACGAGGAGAUGCGGCGCUGGGCAGGCUGA
Molecule: messenger RNA, 927 nt
Organism: Effrenium voratum
Lineage: Eukaryota; Dinophyceae; Suessiales; Symbiodiniaceae
Source: the annotation of a GenBank genome assembly